AUGGCGGACCCUCUUUCGAUCCUAGGUGCCGCGCUGGGCGUGGUAUCUCUUGGCCUACAGGUACGCGAAGAGAUCACCUCAUACUGCAAAGCGUGGCGAGGCGCAGAGGAAGAAAUCCAAGAAAUCGCCAAUAAAGCCGAGAGCCUAGAAGGCCCACUCAAGGCUCUUCGAGAAAUUAUCCAAGAAUCACAGCUCUCAAAUCCUGGUAUCGCUUACGAUCUUCAGAAUAAGAUCCAGAGUAUCCGCGGAGGUAUACAGAAGGUCCAAAAUGCGGUCGAUCUGUGGAAACCCGCCCUAUCCGCCAAGGGCUUCGGCGAGAAGAUGCGUGCGCAGAGAAAGAGAGCGGCAUAUCCAUUUCGGAAAGAGGCUUUACGGGCUUUGGCCAAUGAUUUGGAUAGUCUCCAGAUGGGACUGCAGACUACUCUCCACGUGUUUUCGGCUCAAAAUACGCGACUGAUCCCGUCUUUGGUAUUGGCCCAGGGGAAAUUGCUUCGCGAGGUUCAAUCAAUGCACCUUGAAUUGCAACAUAUAUCGAAACUUUCUUCGCCACCACCGCCAGAACUACUGCAAACUUGGUGUGAUGAACAAAAGCACGCGAUCAACACAAAGCGAGAACUCGAACAUGAACUCGGAGAGACCGUGGCCGUGUUCGACUCCAGGACUCGAGGCAAAGGGUCCUAUAGCUAUUAUAGCCGCCUCUUGAAUAUCACCAUAUCGGCCUCCUUUUUCAUGACUAGGGGUGCUGGAGGGUUUUCAAUCGCCCCUUCGCUCACUCUCCGCGUGCCCCUAUCCCCCAAUCACCCUGGUUUCUUUUCCAUUUAUAUACACGGGCUUAGCGCGAAAUCCCAGCGCCCCGAGGAAUUUGUCAAUAACAUAAUAGACCUGCUAAAACACCUUUUCACUACCGGGCAAGCGAGUCCAUCGGACCUAGGCUCGGAUGGCAAUUCCUUUCUGGACGCUGCGUGUUUCGCAUUCUUGUGUAGUUCGCAAUGGCAUCCAGAUGCCUAUGUUCAUUUCGCGAGGCUAUUCGCCUUCCUGAUUAACAGUGGCGCGCCGCUUAGCACUUCCACCUCACUGGGUGGAACGGGGUUGGACAAGUUCAUCGGCGCUGUAAAGCUCAAUGCGGAAAAGUCUCGGAUGCUUACGCGUCUCGCUCAUCGUGGAGGCAUUGUCACUGUGCGCGGUGCAUUACAAUCCCCAAUAAGCAAAGCGAACCUACGGCAGGUUCUCGUUGAAAAUGAAGAAGUCGUCGAUAUUCCCGACAUUGCCAAAGCCAUCAUCCAAGAGUCCGAACAUGAUCUCAGUGUCGAACUUCUCUCCGGCCGCGCUUCUCCAAACGAUAUCAUCGGCAAUACCGCAUUAAUCCAGCUCGCCGUAGGAUGGCCCAGAGGGAUAGAAAUCCUAGCAGAUGCGGGAGUCAAUUUGCAUAGGAGUUACCCAUUAUCUCCAUUGCACAUGGCAAUGCGCGAACGCAACUACCAAUCAAGCAAGGCACUGCUAGAGGCCGGUCAUCCACUAAAGCCUGAUGAUAUCUGCGCGGCGGAGUCUCUGAAUGACGGUAACAAAGUGACAAAAGUUCUUAUCGCAGAAUUAUCAAAGCGACGCAAGCGACUUGCCAUAAUCGCCCAAGCCAACAUGUCACAGAUCGACGUUGCGGGAAUCGGACUAAUUGACUCGGACUUCCUCCCUUCAUCGAUUCCCGAUAUCGUCGCGUCUAAAAUAUUCCUUGCGCUGAAAAAACGCGGUGUCAAUAUUGACCCUUCACUCGAAGUUGCAGAGCCUUCGAUGUCCGUAUAUCAUCAACCCUUCCGAAAGAUAGACACGCUUGACCUACUCUUCGAGCACGGCUUCACAGACAUCGACGCAAGAGAUUCUUCCGGCAAAACACCCCUCAUGACAAUGAUUUCCUCGUCGGGUAUUUUCGAAUCAUCAAAUAAGAGACGGCGAUGGCUUAUUUCCAAAGGCGCCGAUCCCACCCGAUCACUUCCUUGGGGUAAUAAUAGUGGGGGCACCGUUCUCCAUUUACUCGGCACUUGUCUAGCCAGCAUGUUAGCUCGGGAAAUAACGCAUACAGCUACAUCAGAGCUUCGCGAGUUCCAAUCUCCAGAGUCCGAUUCUGAAGAAGACCCUUUAUUUGACUUGCGCUAUGCCCUCCGGGCCCCGUGUCGAGAUAAUUGUCUAUGUGCUUGUUCAAUGGGCGGGUGUACUCCGCUACUAGCGGCUCUACGACACCUUCUUCUCCGCUACACGCCUAGGUUUUACAUGAAAGACGGGGUGAAUCGACUACCCGGAGCCAUGAAUUUUCUUAUUUCGCGAGCGGAGAGAAGUGUCGAUAUUCAGAUUUCUGUUAUUAGGCUCAUUACGUUUGAUGCACUGGAUCUCACGCAUACAUGUUGUCGCAAAAGUGAUACUUUCGCGGACGAUCGGCUCCAAUACAUGGAGAAAGCUGAAGUUGAUGAAAUUCGAGACGAAGAGUCGCUUCUACUGGAAGAAUUCGAGUCUCUGCUCGACGAUCUUGUUGCUGAAUUCCAACGGCUGGGUCUUCCUAUCAUAGAGUUUUUGCAGGGGCCUUGGUACAGAAUGGUCUUGGGACAUAUCAAUCGACUGGGCACGUAUGAUGAAAUUCACAUGAGCGAGGUGCGGGGGAUUGGAUUGAAGCUGCAAGCAACAGAUGAUGUGUCGGGAAAAGUAUCCCUGAUGCUAGGGUCGAAGGUGUUAGAAAUCGAAGACUGA
Molecule: messenger RNA, 2733 nt
Organism: Penicillium waksmanii
Lineage: Eukaryota; Fungi; Ascomycota; Eurotiomycetes; Eurotiales; Aspergillaceae
Exons: 5
Coding region: 1-2733 (910 amino acids)
Source: RefSeq, a predicted model, not a curated record